Molecule: messenger RNA, 1598 nt
Organism: Apis laboriosa (Himalayan honeybee)
Lineage: Eukaryota; Metazoa; Arthropoda; Insecta; Hymenoptera; Apidae
Product: zinc finger CCHC domain-containing protein 9-like
Exons: 3
Coding region: 92-1459 (455 amino acids)
Molecular function (GO): zinc ion binding; nucleic acid binding
Source: RefSeq, a predicted model, not a curated record
GAAAAAUAGCAAAAAUGUAUUGAAUAUUAAGUCUUUUUCAUCAAUAUUGUUCAUGUAUAAAAUAAGAAUAAUUUCAAUUAAUUGUUAAAAUAUGACUCGAUAUACAAGAGCUAAAGGUUCAAAAGCUUCAAAUGAAAAAAUACCUAAUGAAGCUACUCCAUGGCAUGUAAUGAAACAGCAAUUAAUUGAAAAUUUAUCUAAAAAGCAAGAAUUUUCUGAAAAAACAAAAUCUGUUAAAGAAUUAUUAGAAAAUAAGCAAAAUAAAUUUACAACUAAUAAUAUUGAAAGUGUUAAUAAUUCCUGGGCAGAAUUUCCAGAUAACUCUGAAAGAGAAAAAGAUUUAAUGAUAAAUAAGAUCAAAAAAAACCAAAAGAUACAAUUAAAUAAAGCAGAAAUAGAAAAUGAUACAAAAAUUAAUAAAUCAAAUAUAUCAUUUGAUAAAUUAAAUAAAAAAAGAAAAAAGAAUGUACAAGAUAUCUCAAAAAUUGAAAAAAAUAAAAAUGAUGUAACAAUCAAUACAAAUGAAUCACAAAAUGAGAAAGUUAUACCUUUUAAACGUCAAAAAUAUAAUAAAGAAAAAAGUUUGAAUGAAAAUUUAUUUAAUAUUACAGAAAAUAAUAAUGAUAAUUUUGCAUUAAAGAAUACAAACAAUAACAAGAAUAUAAAUGUAAAAAUUAAUCAAACAAGGUUUAAUAAAAAUUCUAUCACUAAAUCACAAAAGUAUAAAGAUAUUCCAAAUAAAUUUGGUAUGAAAAAAUUUGAUAAUCAAAAAAAGAAAAAAAAACUACCAAAAAUUCGAGAUGAUAAAGAACACAAAAGAAGAAAACCAGAUUUAGGAUCUUCAAAAAUAAUCAUCAAUGGUAUAGAAAUAGAAAUUGUAAAAUUUAAUGGAUUUCCAAUAAAAAAAGAAGAUGCAGAUAGAUUAAAUGAUUUAAAACAGAAAAUGAUUAUGAAAGGCAUUCCACAAAAAGAAAUAGAUACAACAAUGAAAUUAGAAAGGAGAAAAGCUGAAAAAGUAUUAGCUAGAAUUAAGAAAUCUGUUUGUUUCCAUUGUCGUAAAGCUGGACAUAAUUUAUCUGAUUGCCCUGAGCUUGGAUCAGAACAAGCAGGAACAGGAAUCUGUUAUAAAUGUGGAUCAACAGAACAUACACAUUUUGAAUGUAAAGUAACUAAGCCAACAGAAUAUAGAUAUGCAACUUGUUUUAUUUGCCGUGAACAAGGGCAUAUUGCUAAACAAUGUCCUGAUAAUCCUAAAGGAAUCUAUCCUCAGGGAGGUGCUUGUAAAAUUUGUGGGGAUGUUACACAUUUAAAAAAAGAUUGUCCAGAUUUAAUUAAAGAAAAGGAAGAAAAUAUAAUUACAGUAAAUACAAUUACAAAUGAUAAUGUAGAAUCUUUAGAAGAAAAAAAUAUUAUAGACAAAAAAGAUGAUAAAAAAACUAAAAAAAUAGUGAAAUUUUAAUAAAUUAUUUUAAUAUAGAUAAAUAUAUGUAUUUUUAUAUAAGAAUAAAUUUUUUAUGUGUAAUUCAAUGAAUUAUCAAUUUGCAAUGUAAACAUAAGAUUUAUUGAAAGUUAUAUAUGUUUGACAUGUAUAUACAUAC